AGAGAGAGAGAGAGAGAGAGAAGUUUCUGUGAAACCAGGUCGGGUCAUUGCAUGAAAACAGUUGGACACAACAGAACCAUUCCUUGGACAUCAACAUCAGAAUUGAACCCUGAAUUCAUAGAGGAAUCUGGACCCAUCUGAUUCUGAACCGAUCCAAUUGGUGCACAUUAUAUCCGUUCAAGAGACAAUUUUGCUCUACAUUCCUAAGUAGAAGCAGAAGAGCAUUCUUUUUUGGAAGCAAAUGACACCUAAAGCAAGUUCUGGAUUGUGGGAAUAAUAUUGGGAAAGGUGGUUUGUGGAUCAUGGAGCAGUCAUGUGGUUUUGACCUGCAUUCAGUGCUGACAGAGUGACAAGAGAGGAGAUAACAGGAUUAGUAUGGAGAUAUUGUUAUAGAGGGAAAUCUGAGUGUUGUGAUUGAAUCUCUUCUCUCAAAGACCUGCAGGAUGAAUGGGUGAGAAGAAAAGAGAGGAUAGGAGGUGUUCAUUUACUGCUUUUUCCUGCGUAUUCAGAAAAGGAAGAACACUUUCAUAUAUGUUUUGAUGCAGGGUGGCAUGCAGGGUGUGAUGCAGGGUGGCAUUCAUUAGGCAUGUUUUUUCAACUGCUGUUUUUUUUCCAAAAAGUGUGUCUAAAACAAAAAAGCAAUACCACAAAACCAAGGCAAUCCUGAAAGGACCAAUGACACAAUCCUGUCAAAUCAAGGACAUGCCCUUAACUUCAGGCCUUGACAAAUCCUGGGUUUCCUUCCUAAAGUCUGCACCUCGUCUCUGCCUCAACACCUUGGACUUCUCCGACCUGUGGGAUGAGGAGGACCUGGGAUUGGACAGCGCCGAGGAAGACGGAGGCACCUUGACCAACCAAACCUCAGCAUGUCUCCAAACACCACCUCCUCCUCCUCCCAUGCCGCCCUCAGCUCCUCCCCCUCCCCGGUCUACAGGAUAUGCCUCUUCCAUGGAGAAACCCUCAGGUUGUCGUACCUUAAAGCUCCACUGGAGGGAGCUCCACAGCCUGCCCCCCCUGCCCAGGGUUAGCCGCUUUGGGCCCCAGACCAUCUGGGCUGGGCUGGAGCCUGUGCACCUGGACACCAACCGGCUGGAGUACCUGUUUGAGACCAAGGGAAAUGGCUCCAUCUGCAGCGUGCUGACGGGAAGGCAGAAGCUGCCGUCUGUCUCAGUUCUAGGGGUGAAACGGAGUAACAUCAUCACAAUUGCCCUCAGUAGCCUCCCUCCUCCCCACCUGCUGCCUCCUGCCAUUUACACCAUGGACUGUAGUGUUCUGGACAGAGAGGACGUACAGCGUCUCCAGUCCCUGGUCCCCAGUGAAGAGGAGCUGUCUCUGAUCAGGAAGGCCCAGGCCGAGUCCCCCCACUCGCCUCUGGCCCCAGCUGAGCUCUGUCUCCUAACCCUGGGGGAGAUCAGUUACCUGAGCCCCAGGCUUCAGCUCUGGGCUUUCGCUCUGGACUAUGACACCCUGGAAAGAGAAAUUGCAGAGCCUCUCUUCCACCUGAAGCUUGCCAUGGAACAGCUGGCAGCCAAUCAGACCUUUAGAUGCAUCUUGGCCACUGUGCUAGCCAUUGGUAACUUCCUCAAUGGAUGCAAGGCCGGUGGUUUUGAGUUUGAGUUACCUGGGGAGCUGUCUCAGUCAGAGAUACACACUCCCGUCAGCUGCUGUUACCAUAUGUGUGUUCUGCUCCUGCAGCUCUACCCACAGUCCUCAGACCUCUACUCUGUGAUAUCACCUCUGUCACCCGCACCAGCAAGUGUGACUACACCCAGAUCCAGUCCAGCCUCUCACAGCUGGAGGCCCUUUGCAAAUCCUCAUGGGACCAGCUGCGUCUGCUAGAACGGGAGGAUGAGAAGAAGAGAGGAGGACGGGACAGAGGAGGGGAGCGGGAGGGCACCCUGCGACAGAGGUUACCUACGUUGCUGAAGGAAUGUGAGGACAGGCUGAAGGUACUGAGAGCUGUCCAUCGGAGGGUUAUCAACAGGUUUCACUCAUUCCUUUUGUUUCUGGGUUACUCUCGUACGAUGGUGAGAGAGACGAAUGCGGAGGACUUCUGUAAGACCGUCAGCGACUUCUCCCUGGAAUAUAGAGCCACCCGUCUCUCCAUCCUGCAACAAAGGGAGAGAGAGAGGGAGCGAGAGAAAGGAGGAGAGAGUCCCAGCUCACCUGCACCUAACCACAAGCACCACUACCAUCCCCACCACCACCACCAGACACCUUCUCAGGAGAGCUUGGAGCAGUGCAAACUAGAGGAAGUAUUGAAGACCCCAGAAUCUGACUUUCAGUUAGAUUCUACCCUUCCACGCCACCGCAGUAAGAAGACUGAUAUCAGAGGUCGACUCUCCCGGAAGCUAAAGUGGUGACAUAUGAAGUGAAGUGUGUCGUCUGUCCUGCGUUUCUGUCUACAUCUGUUUGUAGAAUCAUGCAUUGUUAUUACUACACAUUUGACUAUAGUCACUGUAAAUGCAUACUGUUUAGCAUACCAUAGUCCCUGCAUGGUGUAUGCUGCAAUGCUAUAAAAUAUUAUGUCAUGCACUUCAACAAGCACAUAGGCCUACUUAUUCUCAUACACAAACACAAUCUUAUCCACAGUCAGACUAACUCAGCAGCAUUGAAAAUAAAUAUAUGUGUAAAUAUAUGUGUAGACAUGAAAAAUAUUUUUGACAAAUGUUUCAUAUUUCUAUACAUGUAUGUGAAACAUAAAGACCUUGCCAAACAUGGA
Molecule: messenger RNA, 2722 nt
Organism: Salvelinus sp. IW2-2015
Lineage: Eukaryota; Metazoa; Chordata; Actinopteri; Salmoniformes; Salmonidae
Source: RefSeq, a predicted model, not a curated record